ACUACAGAAAAUCUUAGUAGGCUAGCUACGCAUUUAAAAGACAACAUAAGGACGGACUACUUAUAGCCACAAAUCCAGAGGCUACGCACUUAGCUAUGGACGUUUGAUUGAUAAGCGCUCUACCCUUCAUCAUUGUACCUGUUUGAUAUUGGAAAGGAGAACACGAGCGAGUCCUUUCUAUUGAUAUAUAAUCUAUUAUAAUUGGUUUACGUCUUGGAGGUUAUUUUAGACUACAGUAUAUCAUUUCCAAAGCCAGUCCUCGCAUAGGGCAAAGAUGCUACUUUCACUUAUAUUCAUUCUGUUUUUCAAUUUAAGUUGGGGUCUUCCAAUUGACACGGUCAUUCUGUUCCAGCGGUCGGGAGUGGUCGGCGAGAUGGAGACCGUCGAGCAGGUCUUGGUCAACGGAGCACCUCUCUCCAGCGGUGGGAAAUACGUCAGUGGCAUUCUCAGUGCUGUAUUGAUGGGCAACUACGAGUCUUUUCAGCAGGCGUUCGAGAUCGAAGAAAAUGUCACCAACACCAUGACAAAAAAUCCUACUUACCAGUACCUGCGUGUGCGUGAAUGCAAACUGAAUGGAUUUCGAGUGGUGCAUUCGACCGACCAGCUACUUGUCAACGGGAAUGACUUCUUGACUUUGGACCAAUCCACAGACACCUGGACAGCUGAGGUACCACAGGCCCUCUCACUCAAACAGCUUUGGGACUGGGACACUGAGUUCACGAGGAGGGAGAAGAUGCAACUCCAUGAGAGCUGUACCGAACUGAUGAAGGAGCUCAGACAUUCCGAGCCCACCACCAAUAGAGGGACGUCCCUGCUGACUGUCCUGGCUCCACUGUUUGCAUGCCUGGCCUUUGUUGUCGUGGUUAUUGCAAGCGUCCUCAUCUCUAAACAACAAGAUCCCAAUGUUUCCAGACACCCUGGAGGUGUACUUGGCUCCAUUGUCCACUACUCUCAGAAUGUCACAGAAACACAAUCAGGAAAAGACUACCAGGCCCUCUAAAACUCAACCCACCUCCGCUCAUCCACCUCUGAUGACUGCUCUGUGAAGGGAGUAGUACACAGUGUUGUACGAGAUCUUCAGUUUCUUGGCAAUUUCUCACAUUGAAUAGCCUUCCUUUCUCAGAACAAGAAUAAAGUGAUGAGUUUCAGAAGAAAGGUCUUUGUUUCUGGCCAUUUUGAGCCUGUAAUCGAACCCAAAAAUGCUGAUGCUCCAGAUACUCAACUAGUCUAAAGAAGUCCAGUUCUAUUGCGUCUUUAAUAAGCACAACAGUUUUCAGCGGUGCUAACAUAAUUUCAAAGGGGUUUUCUAAGGAUAAAUUAGCCUUUUAAAAUUAUGAACUUUGAUUAGCUAACACAACGUGACAUUGGAACACAGGAGUGAUGGUUGCUGAUAAUGGUCCUCUGCGCCUAUGUAGAUAUUUCCAGCUCCAAUAGUCAUUUACAAAAUUAACAAUGUCUACACUGCAUUUCUGAUCAAUUUGAUGUUAUUUUAAGGGACAAAAGAAAAAGCAGAUAUAUCAAAAACAAGGAUAUUUCUUAAGUGGCCCCAAACCUUUGUACCCUUUGUCUGUCCAACUCUCUGGUCCCCCUUUCUCCCUGGGCCUUCUUCCAACAGGCCCCAUUCCUAUAGACCCAGGAGGAUUGUAGCCUACCAAAUAUGUAUAUUAUGACAGGAACUGUGACAUUCCUAUUUGUAUAACUUACUGUUGUGUGUGAUUUGAACUCUUGAAGUAGUUCCUAGUUAACCACAAGAAAAUAAUAUGAAGACAGUUUUAUGCACUUUAUAAUUGUGUAUUUCCUCACGUAUCUACCGGUGCCUAUGCCUUUCACGCUUUGCUUUUCAAAACAGACAGAGUAACACGCAUGAACACGCACAGACACACACACUGUGUUCACGCUCGACAGCUCAAAACUACUGUAACUGGGCCUCCCGGGUGGCGCAGUGGUUAAGGGCGCUAUACUGCAGCGCCAGCUGUGCCACCAGAGACGCACCCAGGCCGGGAGGGUUUGGUCCGGGAGGGUUUGGCCGGUAGGGAAAUCCUUGUCUCAUAGCGCGUCUCCUCUAGCCAGGUGCACGGUGUUUCCUCCGACACAUUCCGGGUUGGAUCGCGCUGUGUUAAGAAGCAGUGCGGCUUGUUUGGGUUCUGUAUCAACCUUCAUUGAGCCCGUACGGGAGUUGACGCGAUGAGACGAGAUCGUCGCUACUAAACAAUUGGAUACCACGAAUUUGGGGAGAAAAACGGGUAAAAUUAAAAAAACACAACUACUGUAACUAGAUUUGUGUAGAGCUGUCGGUUGCAUUUAGUCAACCUUUUCCUUGUUAAAAAAAAACGAUGUGAAAAGUUUUCAAUUUGGUCCAUCUGUUUUGAAUAAAUGUUAUUUUGAUCCAGUUACACAUUCUGGGUGCAAUACGAUGUGAAAAGUUUUCAAUUUGGUCCAUCUGUUUUGAAUAAAUGUUAUUUUGAUCCAGUUACACAUUCUGGGUGCAAUACGGUUAAAAAAAUGUGUACAGUGAGGAAAUGUGUUCACUUUGUGCACUUUUGUGUAUAUAAAGCUACUGUAUUAUGAUUUGAGGGGACAUAAUUGUACAUUGAACCGGAUAUGUAUGAAUGAUUUGUAUCACUUGUUUAUCACUUUAUUAAAGCUAUUUAAAUGCAA
Messenger RNA from Oncorhynchus masou masou (cherry salmon), 2658 nucleotides. RefSeq lists its product as uncharacterized. The transcript has 6 exons. The record is from RefSeq and is a predicted model, not a curated record. Lineage: Eukaryota; Metazoa; Chordata; Actinopteri; Salmoniformes; Salmonidae. Bases 275 to 1000 code for a protein of 241 amino acids.